CGACGUGGUUUUCAACUUACAAAGCUUGUUUUGACAUCAAAAUACAUUAAAUAAGUGUUUUAUAUACUUAGUUUUUACUUUGGAGAACUUUGCAUUUUUCGGUCGGGUUUCAGCGCCGGUUAGCUAGGCCAUGGUUCUGGGCUAGCCAUAUACCCAGCGAUGGUAGAUUUCACCCAUGCAUGGGUAAGUGAUCCCGGGAUUCCAGAAUCAUGUCACCCAGCGAUGGGAAGAUCUUUCCAUCGAUGGGAAGGAAAGGUAUUUUCCUUCGGGUUGAAGUCUUGGAGUGCGGUAUCUCCGAGCCAGUGUUGUUGAGGCUCGUGGGACUCGAGUUCUCAGGUUGUAACGGUUUGUUAAGCACCCAACUGACUGCUUUCAAAUUUAAAUUCGGCAUGUCCCAAGCUGCUUCCUACCUCAACAAUCAACUUUGGAUUUUCUGGAAGGAUCCCACCCUCACUUUAAUUCAAACUAUGGAACUGGAACAGGUUGUUCAUUGCCAGUUUAACUCUAAUUUUUGGUCUAUCUGGAUCUCCUCCAUUUACGGGAGACAUAGUAGGUCCUCGAGACGGGCACUUUGGGAGUCUAUCUCUAAAUGUAACCCUGGUGUACAGCCGUGGAUACUGGGUGGUGACUUUAAUUGCAUCCACAGUAUUGAUGAACACAAAGGGAGCUCAGAACCUUGCCACAACUCCAUUGUUGAUUUCAGAAAUUGCAUGGAAGCCAACAACCUACUUUGCCUAUCCCCUUCUGGGGGACACUUUUCGUGGAGUGGCCAUCGGAGUAGAGGAAAGGUCUGGAGAAGACUUGACCAUAUCUUCUGUAACCAACCAGUGCUUGACCAGUUUCUCAACCUCUCGUUAGAUAUGCUAAGCAAAGGCAACUCUGAUCACAGACCUCUCUUGCUGAAGUGUUCCCUUAGCCCCCUCUCAGGUCACAAACCUUUCAAGUUUCUCAACAUGUGGACCUCUCAUCACUCUCUCGAAGCUAUAAUCAAGAAUUUUUGGGACAACAAUAAAACCUAUAAUGGAAUGCAAGGUUUGGCAAACAAAUUGAAGGAGUUGAAAUCAGUCCUUAACAAUUGGAAUAGAGAGGUUUUUGGGAAUAUUUUCCAGAAGAUUAAGGAUGCUGAAGCAUGUGCCAAGACAACACAAACCUUUUAUGAAUCCCAUCCCUCACCCAACUCUCUUGUGGCUGCUAACAAGGCAAAUGCUGAGUUACUUUUUCUUACUAAACGAGAAUCAGAAUUCUGGCAGCAAAAGGCAGGUGUCAAAUGGAUUAAGGAAGGUGAUGCUAGCUCAAAAUUCUUCCACAAUUUGGUUAAGGGGAAAAGGUUACGGCUCCAAAUUUCCUCUAUCAAAACUGAUGAGGGGGAGAUCUUGGAGGACAAAACUGAAAUAGCUACUCAUGCAAUCAACUUCUUCUCCAAAUUGUACAAAGAAGACUCUGUCUCUGACGACUCACACAUCUUUAACUUCAUCCCUAAAAUUAUAAAUGAAGAGGAUAACAAGCUGAUCUAUACACUACCUCAAGGGGAGGAGGUUAGGAGAGCAAUUUGGGACUUAAAUGAACACAGUGCUUCUAGCCUGGACGGUUAUAAUGGAGUCUUCUUUAAAACAUUUUGGCACAUCAUCCAGCAAGAAGUGGUUAGGGCUAGCCAGGAAUUCUUCUUGUGCCUACCUGUCCCUAAAUCCUAUGGAGCCACACAACUUACCUUGAUUCCCAAGGAGGACAACCCUAAAAGUUUGGGGGACUAUAGACCUAUCUCUCUCUCAAACUUCCUCUUCAAAAUUAAGACCAAAAUUCUAUCCAACAGAUUGAGGGACCUACUGCCUAAACUCAUCAGCCGGGAACAAACUGGAUUCCAGGCAGGCAAGGGGGUGGAUGAGAACAUCUUAUUUGCUCAGGAAAUGAUUCAUUGUUUGGAUAAUAGCAGAGGGAGUGCCAAUGUAGCUAUUAAGGUUUAUUUAUCCAAGGCUUUUGAUAGACUCUCCUGGAAAUACCUUGAACAGAUUCUUCUUUCCUUUGGGUUCAGCCAUACUUCUUGUCAUCUCCUCCUGGCAACACUUAAGGCCACACACUUCUCUAUUCUCAUUAAUGGUGUCUCUCAGGGCUUCUUCAAAAUGGAGAGGGGUAUCAAACAGGGGGACCCCCUCUCUCCCUUGCUCUUCAUCCUUGGCAGUGAGGGUUUAAGCAGAAUGAUCAAAGCUAAAGUUGCUGAAGGAGUUCUCAAAGCUUUCAAUACAGGGAGAACUCCACCUCCUUCACACUUAGCUUAUGCAGAUGAUAUCAUUUUUUUUCUUAAUGGCCAUUGCAGGAAUUUAUUAAAAUUCAAGGGACUCUUGAAUAUGUUUCUGGCAGCAUCUGGACAUCAAAUUAAUCUCAGCAAAAGCCACUUUUACACAGGAGCUAAGGUUAAUCAUGCAAUCAAGAGCAAUAUGGAGAGGACACUUGGAAUGAGAGAAGGGAAGCUGCCAAUUUCUUACCUGGGAGCUACCAUUGGCAAAGGAAAGAUGAAAAAGGCACACUGCAAGAAAGUUAUCCUUCACUUUGACUCCUAUCUUAAUAUAUGGUUUAGUAAAAACUUCUUCUGGGGAUACUGGGAUGGGAAACCCAAAUACCACUGGAAAAACUGGAGAAGUAUUUGUUAUCCCACCAUUGAAGGACGGCUUGGAAUUAGGCACCUUGAGGAUAUAGAGGCAGCCUAUUCUACAAAACUUUGGUGGAAGCUUCGAAAUAAUGGAGGUAUAUGGGGGGACUACAUGAGGAGCAAGUAUUGUGUCCAAUCGUUCAGUGAAAGAGCAACUGACUCAGUUACUUGGAAGAGAGUCUCUAGAAUUCACAACUGGGCAUAUCAACAUGUUGACAUAUCUGAGGGUUCUGAGGCAUGGGAAGGGGAAGAAUUCUCUACCAAAGCUGCAUAUAAUGCUUGGAGGGACUCAAAGCCAAUCUCAAUUUCUUGCAAGAUGAUUUCGGAUAAAACCCAAAUACCAAAGAUCAAACUCUUCCUUUGGAAAGCUUUCAAUAACCUUCUUCCAUUCCCAAAUAACAUGUCGAGAUUCAACAUGGCAAUCCCUUCAAGAUGCAACUUCUGUAAACAAGGCACUCAGGACUCUAACCACACUCUCCUUCAAUGUCCAUACUCUCUGAAAAUCUGGAAAUUCUUCUCCACACUGUUCCAGGGCCCUCCCAUCAACGGAAACUCCACAAUACAGGAAAAGAUUGGGCAUCGGAAGCUCGAAGUUGAUAGGGGUGACCGUACGUUGAACGUUCGUUGAGGCGUAUUAUUAUCUUUUCAUCAUUCCGUCCUCUACGAUAUCAAGGUAACAAUACUGAUCAUGGAGCCCAUCCCAGAGGUCAAUGAGAGUGAUGAGAUGUACGGACUGGUGGACCACAAUUACUAUGCUUAAUUUUAAUAAAUACCUUUUUCGGGC
Molecule: messenger RNA, 3428 nt
Organism: Cuscuta campestris
Lineage: Eukaryota; Viridiplantae; Streptophyta; Magnoliopsida; Solanales; Convolvulaceae
Source: the annotation of a GenBank genome assembly